Messenger RNA from Parnassius apollo (apollo), 228 nucleotides. NCBI's taxonomy places the organism in Eukaryota, Metazoa, Arthropoda, Insecta, Lepidoptera, Papilionidae. The record is from the annotation of a GenBank genome assembly.
AUGAGUGUAGAAAACAACCGAGUUUCAAGUGUCCUUACUGCGUAUACCGGGCUUACCAGAAGCACAAUCUCCUGCUUCAUGAGCGCCAUCUACAUAAAGAUUUGCCAGAGAAGGUGGAUUUCGUGUCGGAAUGACCAGCCGCCAAUAGAGGUGUCUAAUCCCUUUGGCAGAACAACAAAGAAAAUGGAGGUUCUUCUAAUUAACUCAAGAUUUAUAAAAAAGAAAUGA